AGCCUUGCACAAAACGACAAAGUCAACAGAAAAACCACAAGACAAGCUCGGCGGACGAUGCAAGAAGCAGAAACUGUGGCCUCUGGGUCUGUUCCAAAACUGGGUUUGAAAGCGACACAAAUUCACCCCCACCCGAAAACAGCUGUCUGUUACCCCAAACUCAGAAAUCCAGAUAAUCCUCCACUUACGACAGUUCUUUUACUGACCAUUUACGGUUACAACAGCACUGAAAAAAGAGACUUUAAAGAGACGGCUCCUUUAAAGUUGCAGCAUCCCCACGAUCUUGUGAUCAAAAUUCCGAUGCUUGGCAACUGAGUUCAUACUUAACGACCGUUGCUGUGUGUCCCUAGGUCACGCGAUCCCUUGUUUGCGACCGUCGGACGAGCAAAAUCAAUGGGGUUCAGCCAGGUUCACUUAACAACUGGGUUAGUAACUUCUCAGCCGCAGUGACUCACUGAACAGCUGCAGCAAGGAGAAUCUCGGGUUCCUGGGGUUUAUAUGGGGCAGAAAAGAGGUGCGAUCAUGAGAUGCGAAAUGUAUCAAGAAGAGUUUACGAGAAGUAGCUGCGGAUUGACUUGAGUUCCUUGGUGGGCAGAUUCUGCAGUUAGAAGCUCUCCGGAGCAGAAGAAACCUUUCGCGGAAAGAUGGCAGGGAAAUAUGAUGCUCCCAACUCUGCAACUUCCUUAUAAGGAAAUGCCUUCUGUUGCAAAGAUGACCUCAUAAAUACCAUCAAGCAGAAGUCAGGGGAAAAACCACAGAUUGGAAGCUGUCUAGGAGAGGUUGAAAAUCUGUCCUCAAAAGGAAUAGCAGCAACAGAAGAAGAAGAAAAAAUCUCAGCGGCAUCGUACCGGGACUGAGAGCUCUUCAGGAAACUCCUCCGACUCGGUGAAUUGUGGAACCGUGGGGCAGGACAUUUUGAUUUUUGGGGGAGAGAAAUGCCACCGGUCACCUUAGCAAGGUGAUUUUUUUUUAAAUUAUUAUUAUUAUCUUCUAUUUCCUGAGAAGCAUUCCUAGGAGUAGUGUUUAGAACCUCCCCUUGAGAAAGAGGCCAUGGUGGAUUCGGUCAAAUGCGUUCUGGUAGGCGAUGCUGCCGUGGGGAAGACAGCGUUGCUGCUCCGCUUCAUUUCGGAGACUUUUCCGGAUGCUUACAGGCCGACCGUUUAUGAAAACACCGGUGUGGACGUCUACCUGGAUGGCACCCAGAUCAGCUUAGGCCUUUGGGAUACCGCUGGCAGCGAUUCCUUCAAGAGCAUCCGCCCUCUGUCCUAUCAACAGGCCGACGUGGUGUUGAUGUGCUAUUCGGUGGCCAAUCACAGCUCAUUCCUCAGCUUAAGGAACAAGUGGGUGAUGGAGAUCAGGACCCACUUGCCCCGAAUCCCCAUUUUGGUGGUGGCUACCCAGACCGACCAAAGGGACGCGGGUCCUCACAGCGCAAGCUGUAUCAGCCUGGUGCACGGCAAGCAACUGGCUAAGGACAUCCGGGCGAAGGGUUACGUGGAGUGCUCCUCCCUGGCCAAUCGGGGAGUUCAAAAAGUGUUUGAAUGUGCCGUCCGGACAGCGGUGAAUCAAGCCAAAAAACGCUCAAGGAGGAACAUUUUUUCAGUGAACGAAUGCAAAGUUUUUUGAAACCGGACUAAAUAUGGCAUCGUUUUCUGCCUUCGCCUCGCCAAAUGGUUUCGUAGCGGAGUAAACGCGAGCCUCUCCUUUGUGGGCAUUAGGAUGGGCUGUUCCAACGCUGGCAUCUGGAACUUUCAAAGCGAAGAGAAGCAAGGCUGCGAUGGGAUUUCCAGCGGCAUACAUUGGAGAGUAUGAGUAGCAAGCCAGAGCCUCGUUUCUUAUUAGGAUGGAAAUGUUAGUUUAUUUACUACUACAAGUUCUGUUGGAUUUAUAAAAGGGGUUGCUUUCUAACACCUGAGAUAACGAAUGGAUAAUUUAUAUGGCUGACUUAAUAGAAGCUUGGAGCUGAAUAGGUCAGGAAUAUGUGAAAUAAAUAAGGUCAAUUAAAUGUCUUUUUCCUCUAAUGUAUUGUAGAGAUUGCUGUCUACUACCAACUUUGAACAUUCUGUUACUGAUAUCAGUCUUUUCUAACUUUUUAUAUGUCAAGAGAUCAGAUUUCCUGAUAGGGAAAAAAAGAGAUCCUACCAAUUAAGUUUAACCUGGUUUAAUUUAUACUUUAUAGCAUCCUGCCAGAAUGAGAUAUUGUCCUGAUGGUUCUAUUUUCAAUAAAAGCUGCCACUGUGAAAAUAAGA
Molecule: messenger RNA, 2249 nt
Organism: Pantherophis guttatus
Lineage: Eukaryota; Metazoa; Chordata; Lepidosauria; Squamata; Colubridae
Source: RefSeq, a predicted model, not a curated record